AUGGAUCCUCAAGAAGAAUCCGCCGCGGGAUCGCUACAGUCGGUCACUGGUGAGCAUGCCGACAGUGAAGUAGACCAGUUUCAGGAGACAAUCUUGCAGCAUCAAACCGAGUUUGAGCGCCUUUUACUCGACGACGAAACCCCUGACCUUGUCGCCGAUAUCAACCAGAACAUCGGCCGACACUCCGUCGGUCCCACCAUGGACCCAUCAAUCCUACGAGUCGAGUCACCACGGCUCGGUGAACCUUGGAACGUGGAACUAGGAUCAGAUACCAUUGCCGUUUCUUUCCAAGUAGCGAAGCCCGAGUCAAUCGCUUCUAGCCAGUUUCAACCAUCCGUCUUCCGAGUUAAUAAGCUCAGAAUACCUGAAGGCUCGAUUGCAUUAGGUCCCAUGGGCCAAAAGACAUUGUUUGUUGGUGGUAUUUACACUGUUGUGUACCCAGGAGACUACCCGCCACUCCCAAACGCACGCCAGUACAUGAUCCGCAGCAUUGUAUCUAAGGACAUGCUGCGAAUGGGUCCACUACGCAUGGAACCGUCACCGGAGGAGGAAGACGCGGACGACGUUGGUGUAUCAGCAUUGGAUAAGAACAUUGAUAGUACCUCGAUUUGGGAUCAGGACUUAGAUUUAAGUCCCAAGCCAAUGUUCACCGAUGCUUCUUUCGAUGCCCCAAGUCCCAGACUGGAGGGAGCUGGGUUCACAGCUGAGGAGGACCUAGAAAGUAAUGGUCUGCUACAGCCAUCUACUCACAGCCAACUUUCAUCACCCCAUCGCGACGCUUCUCCAUACUUCCUCCCCGAGCAAAUGACUUUUCUGGAGUACUUAGGCGACGCGGAACUGGGUGCAGACUCUGAUGAAGAACGAGUGUUUCUUGACGACGUGUUACUCUAUGACUCGGAUGAGGAGCACCCUCUGGAGAGAAACGACUUAGAUGAUUCCACGUCCGAACCCACGACGGAGAAUCGAGUGAGCACGGGAUGUAGUCCCAUUUUUCAAGUCCGAUUUCCCCAUCAAUAUUAUCUGAUGGACCCGAAUGGGUACUUCAUGAAUCUGGACACCCCGCAGACUUGUAUUGAGCAUGGGCUCAGCCCCCCGGGGUACGGAGGGGAGUACAUGAUCAUUCCCCCUGGCCAAGAGAUCGACCAAGGGGAUUUAGAAGGCACGGAAUUGUUCCGAAUGACGUUCAAUGAACCUAUGGGAUUCUUCGAGGAUGGCGUUAUGUCGUCUACGCUAUUAAAGGAGGGCUUUCAUUAUUUUAAGCUCAGAAGCACUGGCCAGAAGACGGACUUGGAGGUAUCCUGCCAAUCUGGUGCCUAUGAUCUCAAGAGACCACUGAGAAUCAAUGAAACGCAUGGUCUCGAACAGAGACUUCUUAAUCCAUCUGCACCGAGCGGCGCCACCAAGGAAGCCCUUCUGCCGCUUGUGUCGCAAGAGGUCGCCCAGCGAGCUGUUCCGCCGUAUGCACCGCGGAGACUCCCUCAACAAGCUGCUUGGACUGAGCCCGAAAAACUUCUUCUCCCAGCUGCUGGCGUUGAGCCCAAUCACCCCAACAACAAGCGCAAGUCGCCACCUGCUUCUGUCGAGCCUCCGCGCCGAAAAAGGGGUCGACCCAGGAAGAUAAGGCCAGAGGAUUCAGGCGCGGAAGGAACUACAGCUGCCCCUAGAAAGCCCCCCAAGACCGCAAACCGAGCGCCAUCUCAGCGCGAACCGCAACCUCGGAUUAAAGGAAGGUUUACAUUCAAGAACCCACCUGCGCAACCGCAGCCGCAACCGCAGCCGCAACCGCAGCCACUACCGCAGCUGCAACUACAACCGCAACCGCAGCUGGAAUUGCAACCGAAACCGCAAUCCUAA
This is a messenger RNA of Annulohypoxylon truncatum, 1854 nucleotides long. RefSeq lists its product as uncharacterized. The transcript has 2 exons. The coding region runs from base 1 to 1854 and encodes 617 amino acids. The record is from RefSeq and is a predicted model, not a curated record. NCBI's taxonomy places the organism in Eukaryota, Fungi, Ascomycota, Sordariomycetes, Xylariales, Hypoxylaceae.